ACCUAUUGGUUUCUUUCACUUACUGUGUUAGCUGUGGUAUAUUUAUAUCGCCUCCUUCACGUGUGUUUUCUCCCUCUCUCUCUCGUUGCUUCUCUCUGGCAAAUCCCAGAUUCCUGUCUACCUUGAGGCUUUUUUGAAUCCAAAAAAAGAAGAGGGAAGGAAUGGGAGAGGUGAAGAAACCUCAAUCACGUGGUGUUUGGCCUACUGUCAAACCUUUUGUUAAUGGUGGUGCCUCGGGUAUGCUCGCCACCUGUGUUAUCCAGCCUAUUGAUAUGAUUAAGGUGAGGAUUCAAUUGGGUCAAGGAUCAGCUACUGAGGUGACGAAGACUAUGUUAAAGAAUGAGGGUUUUGGUGCUUUGUACAAGGGGCUCUCUGCUGGACUACUGAGGCAAGCCACUUAUACAACUGCCCGACUUGGAACAUUCAAGAUUUUGACCAGCAAAGCAAUUGAAGCCAAUGAUGGGAAGCCCUUACCUCUAUAUCAGAAGGCUUUGUGUGGGCUAACUGCUGGUGCGAUUGGAGCAUCUGUUGGCAGCCCAGCAGAUUUAGCACUUAUCCGUAUGCAGGCUGAUGCCACUUUACCAGCUGCUCAGCGCAGAAAUUAUUCAAAUGCUUUCAAUGCCCUCUUCCGCAUUGUUUCCGAUGAAGGGGUUUUGGCACUCUGGAAAGGUGCAGGCCCUACUGUUGUAAGAGCAAUGGCAUUGAACAUGGGGAUGCUUGCUUCUUAUGAUCAAAGUGUUGAGUUUUGCAAGGAUUCACUUGGUUUUGGUGAAAUGUCCACUGUGAUAGGUGCAAGUACUGUUUCAGGAUUUUUCGCUGCAGCUUGUAGUCUUCCAUUUGAUUAUGUCAAAACUCAAAUUCAGAAAAUGCAACCUGAUGCCCAAGGAAAGUAUCCAUACACUGGCUCCAUGGAUUGUGCCCUUAAGACACUCAAGUUAGGAGGACCAUUCAAGUUUUACACUGGAUUCCCUGUCUAUUGUGUUAGAAUUGCGCCUCAUGUUAUGAUGACCUGGAUAUUCCUUAACCAGAUUCAAAAGCUGGAGAAAUCUGCUGGGUUGUAGUUUUCCGCGGAGAUGGGAUUGGUGUCAAGUCAGGCAAUCAAAAUAAUGGAAUUUGGUUGAGUUGUAGUUUCUGUCUGGUUUUUGGCGGUUCACACUCUGUUAGACUUCAAGUCAAUUUUAAGUAGGAUUUCCGAAUUUUAUGCUUAUUAGCACCUUUGAGGGUGGGGAAGGAUUUGGAUUUUACAUAAACCCCUUUUGAAUUCAAUAGAGUUCGGCAAGAGAGAGUAAAAUAAAUUGUUUACUUGAUAAACAAGUAUUAUGGAUAAAUUUUUAUACCUUUCAUGAAA
Molecule: messenger RNA, 1348 nt
Organism: Populus trichocarpa (black cottonwood)
Lineage: Eukaryota; Viridiplantae; Streptophyta; Magnoliopsida; Malpighiales; Salicaceae
Product: mitochondrial dicarboxylate/tricarboxylate transporter DTC
Exons: 6
Coding region: 162-1061 (299 amino acids)
Molecular function (GO): oxoglutarate:malate antiporter activity
Source: RefSeq, a predicted model, not a curated record